Molecule: messenger RNA, 1787 nt
Organism: Bolinopsis microptera
Lineage: Eukaryota; Metazoa; Ctenophora; Tentaculata; Lobata; Bolinopsidae
Product: prolyl 3-hydroxylase OGFOD1-like
Exons: 1
Coding region: 84-1559 (491 amino acids)
Biological process (GO): peptidyl-proline hydroxylation; regulation of translational termination
Cellular component (GO): cytoplasm
Molecular function (GO): iron ion binding; L-ascorbic acid binding; peptidyl-proline dioxygenase activity
Source: RefSeq, a predicted model, not a curated record
UAGGGCUUUGUUAUAUUUUCAUUUUGACAUUAACAUACAAAAUUAUCACUCAAAGUACUCCUUUUUGUUAGUAACAAGGUGAAAUGGCGGUGGCAAAGAAACGCAAAAUUUUUCCUAGUAUGCAUUUCCUGAAUGGACUUGAGCAGGAUGAUGUAAUAUCAAGCCUAAAAGAACAUUAUGGGCAAUCACAAAAGGCUUCUAAAACUGAAUGUUACAAUUUGAAUGUGGAUCCGUUUAAAGUGUGCACCUUUCAUGACAUCCUGAAGAAUGACUCUGCCAUGGGAUUACUAGAAGAGAUUCAAAACAUGGACUUUACAUUUAAAGAAAAUGAUCUACUGUCCCUCCACCAGACAAUUGAUCUUAAUGAUGUUAAAACGCCCUGCAUUUCAGCAGUCAGAGAUUUCAUCUACACUGAAGUUAAAACUGUCAUUGAAAAAGUAACAUCUUCAUCUUUCAACAACACAGUGGAUAUGCAUGGAAUAAAGUUCAUGCAACACGAUAAUUUACUUUGCCAUUCAGAUUGCUUGAAUACAAGACAUACAGCUUUUAUUCUGUACUUAGUUCCUAAAACAUGGAGUCCUGAAUCUGGUGGUACUCUGGAUUUGUUCAACUCAGACAAAGAUGGAAAUCCAACAGACGUAGGGAAAUCUUUGUGUCCUAAAUUUAAUACAUUUAGUUGGUUUGAAGUUUCAGCAAAAUCAUGGCAUCAAGUUUCUGAGAUACUUGAGGACGAUAUUAGGUGGUCUAUUAGUGGUUGGUUCCACUCAGAAGAUUCCCCAAUUGUUAAUCCAAUUGUCGAUGAAUUUGUUAUGCUGCCAAUACUGCCCAUGGAUAGUGACCUUGAUGUACUAAAAUCUUGGAUAUCCCUCAAGUAUCUCAACUUGGAAAUCAGCUCAGAGGUUCAGGAAAAAUUCCAAGAGGAUUCCGAAGUAUCUCUUGGAGAGUUUCUCAAUCCUGAGAAAUAUUCUGCUCUAUGUGCGGCUCUACAAUCUAUGGAUUGGGCGACAGUUGGUCCCAGAGACAAGAAAAAGUACCAAGUGUGUAACAAACAAAGUGCCACAGUGUUAGAGUUUAUGGAAUUAUUGAAGACUGAUGCAUUUGCUCUACUUUUAUCCCAUUUUACUGGGCUACCUCUUUCUACCAAUUACGACGAUCCAGACUGCGAUGAUUUUUCCAAUAAACCCUUUGGAAUGAUAUCAUCAUCAGUAUCACGAUGGGAUCAUGGGUUUUACUCUCUUCUCUGUGACCAAGAAGUUGACAACCUUCCUGAUCUCCUUCAUAUAUUUUACCAUACGGAGGUACAUCCAGAGUACGAUGUGGACGCUGGAGGAUAUGUAUCUUUCAUAUCUCACUCCGAUAAGGAACCUCUGCUGGUGAUACCGCCUCAAGAUAAUACUAUUUCUCUGGUGUUUACUCGCACUGAUGAGUUUGGGUUUACUAAGUAUAUCAACGCAAAGUUGCCCAAACCCUUCUACUGCUUUAAUGCACGUUAUGUUUCCAGAACACCUAAUGAAGAACGUGGUAAUUCAGACUUAUCUAAUGAAGUUAGUCAUCUAUGAGUCAUGAAGUAUUUAGAAUUGCGACCUAAUUUUCAUUGGAAAGGGGCUUCAAUCUUAUAGGUUUACAGAAGUUGAUUUUUGAUGAUAGAAUUGACAUAUUUUUACUGUAUUUAUCACUCAUGACCAACAUUUAUUUUAUCCUGUUUUAAAUUUUGUUCAUCAGUUCUAUGGUAGGGUGAAUAUAGAGUUAAUAAUAUAACUUAUUUAAAUUUUAUUUAUAAUAUGUGA